This is a messenger RNA of Schizophyllum commune H4-8, 480 nucleotides long. RefSeq names its product DUF339-domain-containing protein. The transcript is spliced from 2 exons. Gene Ontology annotation, cellular component: mitochondrion. NCBI's taxonomy places the organism in Eukaryota, Fungi, Basidiomycota, Agaricomycetes, Agaricales, Schizophyllaceae. The record is from RefSeq and is a predicted model, not a curated record. Bases 1 to 480 code for a protein of 159 amino acids. Gene Ontology annotation, biological process: mitochondrial electron transport, succinate to ubiquinone; tricarboxylic acid cycle; mitochondrial respiratory chain complex II assembly.
AUGUUCGCCUCUGUCGCUCGCCAGGCUCGCUCGCGCCUCGUAGCAUCUCGCCCCUUUGCAGUGCGUUCCAUAUCAUACUCCGCACCCAGGCGCGCAGACCCAUGGCCGCUUCCUCAUACUCCCGAGCAUCUCGAGAAAACCCGGACCCCCACGGACGUCCCGCCCCCGAAGCCGCUCGAGCGCACGGGGGAGAGUGUGGAGAAGAUGCGCGCGCGGCUCGUGUACCAGUCGAGGAAGCGGGGGACGCUGGAGAGCGACUUGCUCCUCAGCACGUUCGCGCGUGAUAACUUGUCGACUAUGACGGAGGAUGAGAUGCGCGAGUAUGACAAGCUGCUGGACGAGCCCGACUGGGACAUCUACUAUUGGGCGACCGGCAAGCGGACGCCGCCCGAGCGUUGGCAGGAGUCGCAGCUGCUGAAGAAGCUGGCAGUACACGCGAAGAACGAAGGCAAGGUCGUCCGCAGAAUGCCUUCCCUAUAG